UGUAAGAAAUAAAAACGUCUCAAGUUUCAUCCCAGUGACAACCAGCGUGAAUCUGGAUUUACUCUAUGGUCCUGAAAAGGUUACCAUCAGUGGAAGUCAGCCCCAUUUUAUUGCUGAUGGUGUCAACACCCUGACGUUGAUCUGCAAAACCAGUAUAACAAAAGGCCUGGUGGCCUUCGAGUGGAUCAAUGCUACAAGUACAGAACAGAUAAUUACUAAUGUUGGGAGUAUCGAGACUCAGAAUGUUGGUCGAGGAUUUACAUUCUCCCAGAGUAUGCAGAUUACACCUGCGUGGUACAUGGAUGAAGAUGUGAUCAAAUGUGAAGUUACAAACACAAAUAUAUCUGGUUCAAAUCCUGUGACAAACAGCGUCACAUUGGAUUUAAUUUAUGGCCCCGAUUUUAUUCAAAUUGCUGGAAAUAUGAUGAACUUCAUUGCUGAUGGUUUCAACACCCUGACGUUGAUCUGCAAAACCAGUAUUACAAAAGGUCAGUUGGCCUUCAAGUGGAUAAAUGCUACCAGUACAGAACAGAUAACUACUAAUGUUGGGAGUAUCGAGACUCAGAAUGUUGGUCGAGGAUCUACGUUCUCCCAGAGUCUGCAGAUAACACCUAUGUGGUUUCAGGAUGGAGAUGUGAUCAAAUGUGAAACAACAAACACAGAAUACCUAAUUCAAAUCCAGUCAUAACCAGCACUAACCUGGACUUGAUAUAUGGUCCCGAAGAGGUUACCAUCAGUGGAAGUCAGCCCCGUUUUAUUGCUGAUGGUGUCAACACCCUGACGUUGAUCUGCAAAACCAGUAUUACAAAAGGUCAGGUGGCCUUCAAGUGGAUCAAUGCUACAAGUACAGAACAGAUGACUACUAAUGUUGGCAGUAUCGAGACUGUGGAUGUUGAUCAAGGAUUUGCGUUCUCUCAGAGUCUGCAGAUUACUCCUGCGUGGUAUCAGGAUGGAGAUGUGAUCAAAUGUGAAGUAACAAACACAGAGAUACCUAAUUCAAAUCCAGUCAUAACCAGCAUUAACCUGGAUCUAUUGUUUGCACCAAUUUCGGUUCCAGAGAUAAAUGGCUACACGUCAGGAACUCCAGUUCGAGAGGGAGACUUUCUAAACAUAUCAUGCCAGGUGACAGGAGGAAAACCAUUGGUAUCGAACAUCAAACUCGUGUGUGACGGAGCAGACUCUACAAGCAUUCAGAUAAAAGAACAGGACACAGUCAUCAGCUACACGUGGUUCAGAGUUCUCAGAAUUCUUCACGAUAAAGUAUGCGGGUGUUCGGCUGUCCACGUCACGAACAAGUACAAACUGGCGUCCGUGGUGACUCUCUUUGUCAACUAUGCUCCCAGUGUGACUCUCCGCACGGAAUUCAGACGUCAGACCAGAUCUGUUCGGCUGAUAUGCGAGGCAAGAGGUCGUCCUGCAGUGUUCCACUUCUCGAGAUUCACUCACAGCUGGAGAGGACGGAGAAUCAGAGAGUUGACAGGGGAGCUGGAACCACCUCACAAGUACGUCCUGACCAUCCAACCGUACCGCUACAGCGAUUCAGGAAGUUACCAGUGCGCAGUGUCAAAUGACAUCAUAGGCCUUAACACGGUCACACAGCAGUUAGGAAGUAUAUCGGUUAACAUGGAAGUGCAACCAGCACUAGUGGAUGCAACAAAACAAAACGAAAUGAUACAAGCUAAUAUUGGCGACAGAGUUAUUUUAAAUAAGACGAUAUUCUCCUGGGCUGACAUUACUUAUUACCGGUGGAUAAACCAAGGUCGAAAGAUUAUGAAAAGUCGCAUCAGCACAACAGACGUCAUAUUAAACAUUUACACAACCAAGGUCAUGGACGUUGCCUACAUAGUUUCACUGGUGAUUGAACGGAUUGGAGAGAUUCACACUGGACUGUAUGUCCUUAGAGUGUGUAACAAAUUUGGAUGUGCUCAGUUUUACACCCACUUAGAGGCUGCAGGCGAUCUCCUGCCAGCUGUUAAUGAACAUCUAAUUCCAAUCGUAGCUGGUGUGGCUGGUGCACUAAUUUUAUUGAUGGUGGUCGUCGUUGCUUUCGUCGUAUACAAUUUGAGAAAGACAAGAAUCGCCAAGGAAGAAGAUACUUAUAUGCAUCUUAACAAUACCGAGAGACCAGCAAAUUCAGAUGGCGGUGAAUGCGAACACAGUUAUGAGACGAUUAACAACAUAACGGUACAAGAAAACAGAGGUGAAGGUGAUGGUCAAGCUGUGGAAGAUAUGAACUCACAUAAUCAGUCUCCAAAUCCUUAUCAAAAUAUUCAAAUUCCCGUCAGUGUUUUACAGAUUAGGAUAAUGACGGCAAAUUUAGCAACAUUUAUCAACCGAUGUAGGCAACAUGUAAAAUAUAUUCAUUAAUUGUUUGUGAAUAUACAAGAAAGUGCAUCUAAAGACAUGGACACAGCUAAUAUAUAUUGAUACUACGUCAUUGUUAAAGACCCAGACGUCAAAAUGCACCUUAUAUUGAUGUAUUUGCCACUAUGGCCAGAUCCAGACUCCGCUUCUGAGUGAUAUGUCGCUUCAGUAGCGAACUGGUGGAAGAUGUCCUCCGAGAAAACAUAUUUUCGCUUAUAUCCUUUAUAUGGCAUCAUCUAAAAUUUCUGCUAUUAAAAGAAGUACAAUGUAACAAACAGUAAACAAAACACGUUGAACUCGUGCAGAUAAAACAACA
This is a messenger RNA of Gigantopelta aegis, 2680 nucleotides long. RefSeq names its product cell adhesion molecule 2-like. The transcript is spliced from 11 exons. The coding region runs from base 856 to 2367 and encodes 503 amino acids. The record is from RefSeq and is a predicted model, not a curated record. Gene Ontology annotation, biological process: cell-cell adhesion. Lineage: Eukaryota; Metazoa; Mollusca; Gastropoda; Neomphalida; Peltospiridae. Gene Ontology annotation, cellular component: cell-cell junction. Gene Ontology annotation, molecular function: cell adhesion molecule binding.